AUGGAUCCAAGGAAUCCUGAUAUGGAUUCAACGAAUCCAUAUAGCCAAUAUCGUAGUUAUGUAGGGCUUCUUAAUAGUCAAGGAGAAAAUAACAUUCCCCAUCAAAACUUUCGAUAUGAAAGUACUCCCUCUAGUGUGAACUUUGGAGAACCCGAUAUCCCUCCUUUCAGCUCCCAACAAUCUCAGGCUCCAGCUGUGAGUGAAGACACACCCGCGGGCCGUCGGGAGAGAAAGAAGUGGACCCCUGCGGAUGAUGAGGUACUAAUAAGCGCCUGGCUGAACACGUCUAAAGACGCCGUUGUUGGAAACGACCAGAAGUUUGGCACCUUCUGGAAACGAGUAGAAGCUUACUACGCAGCAAGUCCUCAUGCGUUAGAGGGUCGCGGUGGGAGCUCUCAUAACAAUUGUAAGCAGAGGUGGUCAAAGAUCAAUGACCAGACGAACAAGUUCUGCGGAGCAUACGCUGCUGCAGAGAGACAAAUCACCAGCGGCCAGAAUGACAACGACGUCCUAAAGGUGGCUCAUGACAUCUACUACUCGGACCAGAAAUCAAAGUUUACCUUAGAGCAUGCUUGGUGUAUCUUGAGGCAUGAACAAAAGUGGUUAAGCCUCAACAGUCCUAAGACUACUGCUUCUGGUAAGAGAAAAACAACUGAGCUGAGAUUGAUGCGGCGCGAUGUCACUACCCACCGCAGCCUGAAGUUGAGUUUGGCUUCCCGAAGGAAUGUUACUGCGGUGGCGACCCUCUCCUAG
Messenger RNA from Brassica napus (rape), 753 nucleotides. RefSeq names its product glutathione S-transferase T3-like. The transcript has a single exon. NCBI's taxonomy places the organism in Eukaryota, Viridiplantae, Streptophyta, Magnoliopsida, Brassicales, Brassicaceae. Bases 1 to 753 code for a protein of 250 amino acids. The record is from RefSeq and is a predicted model, not a curated record.